Pseudogymnoascus destructans is the source of this 13463-nucleotide messenger RNA. It is a transcript of the gene RO1, whose product is annotated as Dynein heavy chain, cytoplasmic. Gene Ontology annotation, molecular function: dynein intermediate chain binding; minus-end-directed microtubule motor activity; ATP hydrolysis activity. The record is from RefSeq and is a predicted model, not a curated record. Gene Ontology annotation, cellular component: dynein complex. The transcript has 3 exons. Gene Ontology annotation, biological process: microtubule-based movement. Bases 184 to 13242 code for a protein of 4352 amino acids. Lineage: Eukaryota; Fungi; Ascomycota; Leotiomycetes; Thelebolales; Thelebolaceae.
UUUACGCGAAUUGUUAAUACCGUUUAAAAAGACCCCAAGAUAACCUCCUUUCAACCAUCUCAGUCUACACGAUACUUAGACCCUGAAAUUACACCAAAUAAACCACUACCUCUACAUUAAUCUGCUAUUAAAGCUGGGCAACUUUCGAAAUGAUAUCCUACCUAUAAUUCAUACCAACUCAAUAUGGUGACUUUGGUCUCAUCUCCGGCAAGCCCCUCGGCGAAUGGCGUCGCAGGCAGCCAUUUUUCAACCGUAGAUCCUACUGUGGUUGUUGAGCAUCUCGCAAGGCUCAUUGAGGCCAACUUGGGAGCUACAAGGAGAGAACUGGAGAGUAUCGGCAGCUUGUUGUCGAAGUCGAGAUACCCGGAAACCGUCCAACGUUGCACUCGUUUCGCAACAGAAUCGCAAGUUGCCCUCUACGUGCAAAAAGAUAUCGUCGGAACGGAAGAAGAUGCCAAACAGUCGUCAGAUGGCCAGGGUGGCUUUGCUUACACCCUGACCGGCGACCCAACAUUAUCCCCCCUGACAAUCACCUCUCUGAUUGUCACAAAACGAUCACCAGCAAUAGAUCCCUCGAUACCAGUUGCUCUACAAAUACAUUCUAUUGUGCUCCCUGGAGCGGCCGCCCAAACCACGACGACAGGUGGCUCUGGCCCAACUAUCGAAGUCCUCUACAACCUCAUCCAUAAUGGCCUCGGCCCGUUUUUCGAUGCAUAUAUCAAGAACCAAGCAGCAGCAAGUGGCAAUAGCGGGCGGACAGAAGUCGACAGCAAGACUGGCAUACAGGUCACCAAAAAGAGGAUAGCUGACUUGGAUCUGAGUCUCCGUCAUCUCCAAGAAAACGUGGAAAUCCCCGAGCUAUCCCUUCCGCUCCACCCACUCGUACAAAAUGCAGCAGAUGAGGCGGCAGCCCGUGGAGCGAAGCCUACCGUGGAUUACAUUUCAGAGUCGAUACUUCAAGACAGCACGUUCUUGAAUAGCUUACAAACCACGGUCAACAACUGGAUUAAGUCAAUACAAACUAUCACAAAGAUGACCAGGGAUGCCAAAACUGGAACGGCAAACCAAGAAAUCGACUUCUGGCUGUCGAAAGAAUCGGCGCUUGAGAGCAUAGAAGCGCAAUUGCGAAGUGACGGUGUCCAACUCACCCUGGAGAUUCUCCGCCAUGCAAAGCGAUUCCAAGCAACCGUUAGUUUCACCGCAGAUACUGGACUGAAAGAAGCUACGGAAAUUGUCCAAAAAUACAAUCAGCUCAUGCGUGAUUUCCCUUUGGACGAAUUGAACUCAGCUACAGCGCUUUCGAAGGUAGUAGAGGCUAUUGGACAGAUUUUCAACCAUCUUAACAAGAAGUUGAGGAUUUGCCCCUAUCCCGUACCACGAACGCUGUCCCUUGUCGAAGCUAUCUCGGCGGAUCUUGACACCAAGCUGCACUCCUUACUUCAUGGCAGAUCGUUGAUGCAUCUCGACUAUAGAGACUUCAAGGUCUUGAUGACAACAGCGGAUAGCAUUUUUGCUGCAUGGGACGAGAGUAUUAAAGAGUUCACCAAUGUUGCAAGAGAAGUGACCAGGAGGCGAAACGACAAGUUCAUUCCUAUCAAGAUUAACUCCAGGCAUGCGGCGCUUCAGCAGCGACUUAAAUACGUCAAUACAUUCCGUGAUAACCACGAGCAAUUGCAACGAACUAUUAUCAAUGUUUUAGGCCCCAAUAGCAAUGGAGGCGGUGUCGAUGCUGGCUCGGCCAACGGCGUGGUCCUCAUUGAAGAAAUGGGCGAUGUCGAUGCUGUUGAAGAGGUGCAACAAGCAUAUGCCGCCUUGAAGAACGUCGAUUUGUUGGACACGUCUCCGGAAGGCACUCAAUUCUGGGCGCAGCAGGAAACGGCCUAUAAUGAAAGAACCGCUAGAGUCGAGAACUCCAUCAUUGCAAGGCUGAGGGAUCGCCUGGCUACCGCGAACAGCGCCAAUGAGAAGUUCAGAGUUUUCUCCAAGUUCAAUGCACUCUUUGUACGACCAAAGAUUCGAAGCGCCAUUGCGGAGUAUCAGACCGUUCUUAUCAAUAAUGUCAAAACCGAUAUUACAGCUCUCCACGAACGUUUCAAGCAGCAAUACGGACAUUCUGAGGCUCAUGCUAUGGCACAACUGCGCGAUCUCCCCCCAGUGGCAGGUGCUAUUAUAUGGGCACGACAAAUCGAGAGACAGCUUGAUGGCUAUAUGGAGAAGGUCGAAAAUGUCUUGGGUCAUGAUUGGGCACUACAUGCCGAGGGUCAGAAACUCCAGACAGAGAGCAACAUGUUCAGAAAGAAGCUCGACACACGACCUAUUUUUGAAGCCUGGCUACAUGAUGUUCAGCGGAGACAAAUUAAUAUCACUGGCUUGCUCUUUGCCAUCAACAAGAAUAGAUCGGCUGGCAAUGCUCUGGAGCUUGCUGUCAACUUUAAUCCUCAAGUCAUUGCUCUCUUCAAGGAGACUCGCAACCUGGUGUGGCAAGGUUACCAGGUUCCUCACGCAAUCAAUAACAUCUCGAAAGAAGCCAAACGAGUUUAUCCGUACGCCGUCAGUCUCAUGGAAAGCGUUCGCACGCUUGCGCAGACAAAUCGCCAGAUUUCGGAAAUGUCAGAUGUGUCAACUCUGCUCAGCGGAUAUCAGAACGAUGUCCAAGCUCUCAUUGCGAAAGGACUGCCGCUAAAGUGGGAGUCUUUCAUCCACUCAUAUGAUGUUCAUAUCAAGCAAACGUACCUACCGAACGGUACCAUGGACCACAACUCUGGCAACAGGAACGAAAGCAAGCAUGUUCAAUUUGUUCGCGAGUUUGGAGUCACUGUAUCUCUGCUCCAGAACAAGACGGAAGUUCUCGCUUCAAUCAACACAACGGUGCAAAGGGCGCUGGCUGAUAUUGAAACCUGUCCAUACAAUGAGACUACUUUCCAAGAAAGACUGGAAACUAUUCAGAUGGCUGUCGACCAGCUCAACUUGGAGAAUUUCGUUAAUCUGGACCACUGGGUUCAUGGUAUGAACCAGCGCAUUGAGAAUACUUUACUCGGACGACUCCAUCAGGCAAUAAAGACCUGGAUCGAGGCUUUCCAGGAUGUUCAAUCUGAAACUGUCGAUAGCGAUAGUAGAAGGAGGCUUAAAACUGAUCCAAACGAUGUAUCGAUUUCCUCACUGCCAGUUAUCCGCCAACUGGUCCAUGAGAUCACAAUGCGGAACCAAGUUAUUUAUCUUGAACCUCCUCUUGAGUAUGCUCGAGCAAAUUGGGUUUCGGAGUUGCAUGGCUGGCUCGGUGUCGUCUGUAACCUACGAAAAAUCAAAGCCUCUCGAUACCAAAUGAGCAUCGCCGCUUCCAGCGAGGCAGAGGCGCGAUUCACAGACCUACCAAGGAAUUGUGCCGAUAGCUUACUUGAGGUGUACACCACCAUCGAGAACCAGCUACUUGAAAUCAGCCGUUACGUUGAUAAAUGGCUGCAGUUCCAAUCUCUUUGGGAUCUCCAGUCAGGGCAAGUAUACGAGAUUCUGGGCGAUCAAUUAUCAAAGUGGUUACAACUUCUUCGAGAAAUUCGCAAAACUAGAUCGACCUUCGAUACUACCGAGGUUAGCCGCUCAUUCGGCCAUGUCACUAUCGACUACGAUCAAGUGCAAACAAAAGUCAACGCCAAGUACGAUCAAUGGCAGCACGAGAUUUUGACCAAGUUUGCAGGACGUCUCGGCACCAGAGUUCGCGAAGUGCAUUCGGAGAUCGAGAAGGCACGCAAGGAUCUGGAAGUUCAAUCUUUAGAAGCCAGCUCCACCGCACAGGCAGUCCAAUUUAUCACUAUCGUCCAAGCCUGUAAGAGGAAGGUGAAGACUUGGGGGCCUGAAAUUGAGAUAUUCCGACAAGGCCACACAACCCUGGUUCGUGAAAGAUAUCAGUUCCCAGCAGAUUGGCGAUCCAACGAGCAGGUUGAUUCUGAGUGGGAUGCCCUCAAUGAAUUGCUCAACCGCAAGAGCAAGACUGUACAGGACCAGACAGAUGCUCUCCGCGCUAAGAUUGUGGCUGAGGAUAGACUUGUGGGAGAAAAGAUCGCAGAAAUCAUCGUGCAAUGGAACGAAGAAAAGCCCGUUUCGGGUACCAUUGCACCUGGGGUGGCCUCCUCCACAUUAACCUCCUUCGAGACACGAAUCACCAAGCUCCACGAAGAGUCGCUCAUGGUUUCGCGUGCAAAGGAAGCCUUGGAUAUUCCUGGCAGCCCCGAUGCCGCCCUCGCUGCCAUCUUGGAAGAAGUGCAAGAUUUCAAGGGUGUCUGGGCCGCCUUAUCGACUAUUUGGAAGAGCCUUAACGACCUUCGUGAUACUCUUUGGAACAGCGUCCAGCCAAGAAAACUGCGCACUUUAAUCGAUGGUCUUAUUAAGAUGACAAAGGAUAUGCCCAGCCGAAUGCGUCAAUAUGCCGCCUUUGAACAUAUCCAGAACAUCUUACGCAAGUUGCUGAAAGCCAACUCGCUCCUCGCUGAGAUGAAAUCUGAGGCGGUCCGUGAUCGUCACUGGAACAAGAUCUACAAGUCUCUUAGACCGGGGAAGCGCUAUUCUCCUAUCUCCAUGACCCUUGGUGAUGUUUGGGAUCUCAACCUUGCGGCAAGCGAGGUAGUUAUUCGGGACAUCAUUGCCCAGGCACAGGGAGAAAUGGCACUUGAAGAAUUCCUUAAGCAGGUUCGGGAGAUCUGGACAAACUACUCUCUUGAUCUUGUGGCCUACCAGAAUAAGUGCAAACUGAUCCGUGGUUGGGAUGAUCUCUUCGCCAAGUGCAGCGAAAACCUCAACUCGCUGCAGGCCAUGAGGCACUCACCUUACUACAAGGAAUUCGAAGAGGAAGCUGCUUCUUGGGAAGACAAGCUUAAUCGAGUUCACGUUUUGUUUGAUGUCUGGAUUGAUGUGCAGCGCCAAUGGGUCUACCUCGAAGGCGUAUUCACCGGCAACGCUGACAUCAAGCAUCUUCUUCCUGUGGAGUCGAACAGAUUUCAAAAUAUCAACACUGAAUUCUUUUCGGUCAUGAAGAAGGUGUACAAGGUACCAUUUGUUCUUGAUGUCCUCAACAUUCCAGAAGUCCAAAAGUCGUUGGAGCGCCUGGCGGAUUUGUUGAACAAGAUCCAGAAGGCCCUGGGAGAAUAUCUCGAAAGGGAGAGAGUAUCAUUCCCGCGAUUUUACUUCGUUGGAGAUGAAGAUCUAUUAGAGAUUAUCGGCAACAGCAAUGAUACACUCCGCAUUGCAAAGCAUUUCAAGAAGAUGUUUGCUGGAUUAUCUGGGCUUAUAAUGGAUCAAGACGCGAUCAUUUCGGGCUUCACGUCAAGGGAGGGCGAAGAAGUUCGGUUGAAGAAGGAAAUAUCUCUUGUCAAAACACCAAAGAUCAACGAUUGGCUGGCACUCCUAGAGAGUAGCAUGAAGAGCACUCUCGCUGAACUACUCGCAGAGGCAUACACCGAGUUCCAUUCCCUCUUUACUGCCGAAGAUGUGGACUCCACUCUUCUUAAUGAGUACAUCAAGAAAUUUCCGGCUCAAAUUGUUGUCCUCGCUACUCAGGCUGUCUGGACAAAUGCAGUUGAGGCCUCUCUUCAAGCUGGCGGUUCUACUCUUCAAACCCUCUACGAUCAAGAAGUGAAGGUCCUACGACUCCUUGCCACUACCGUUCUUGGGGAUCUCGACCCAAUUGAGCGAAAGAAGUGCGAGCACCUAAUCACAGAAUGUGUCCACCAGCGUGAUGUAAUUGAGAAGCUCGUCAGGCUCAACGCAACGACUCAAACUCAUUACAUGUGGCUCCUGCAGAUGCGAUACGUCUACCAGCCUGAGGGUGACUUCUUGAACCGUAUUUCGAUCAACAUGGCAAAUGCCAAGCUUAGCUACGGCUUCGAAUACCUUGGAGUCGCAGAGAGACUCGUCAGAACACCCCUGACCGAUCGUUGUUUCUUGACCUUAACUCAAGCUCUCUCCCAGCGACUUGGUGGGUCGCCAUACGGUCCUGCCGGUACUGGUAAGACCGAGUCCGUCAAAGCCCUCGGUGUCCAGCUGGGUAGAUUCACACUUGUAUUCUGCUGUGACGAUACUUUCGACUUCCAAGCUAUGGGGCGAAUUUUCCUUGGUAUCUGUCAAGUUGGAGCCUGGGGUUGUUUCGAUGAAUUCAAUCGUCUAGAAGAGCGAAUCCUUUCGGCUGUUUCGCAACAGGUCCAGAAUAUCCAACUGGGUCUCAAGCAAGGUGUUGAGGACGAGAAAUCGCAAAUCGAGCUUGUUGGCCGCCAACUUCGAGUUAACGCCAACACCGGUAUCUUCAUCACGAUGAACCCUGGUUAUGCUGGUCGAUCAAACCUGCCUGAUAACCUGAAGAAACUUUUCCGCAGUGUGGCAAUGUCGAAGCCAGAUAAGGAGCUUAUUGCUGAAGUUAUGCUCUACUCCCAAGGUUUCAACCAAGCAAAGCAGCUCUCAAAGCAGACUGUACCAUUCUUCGAUCGCUGUGGAGCCAAGCUAUCGAAACAAGCUCAUUACGACUUUGGACUCCGUGCGCUUAAGAGUGUUCUCGUUAGCUCCGGUGGAUUGAAGCGUGCUAGGUUGACGGUAUCUGGUGGCGACCUUGGCCCUGAAGAGGAGGUUGAGCCCCAAAUCAUUGUUCAGAGUAUUCGUGAGACCAUCGCUCCAAAGUUGAUCAAGAGCGAUGUGGAAAUCAUGAGAGCGAUUGAAGAGGAAUCUUUCCCUGGAGUUAAAUAUAUUCCAGCAGCCCUUGAGGAACUUAAGGCAUCCAUGCAAAGUAUUGCGGCUGAACGAAACCUUGUUGUCAAUGACACUUGGAUGACGAAGAUCCUACAACUAUUCCAAAUCCAAACAAUUCACCACGGUGUUAUGAUGGUUGGUAACUCUGGCUCCGGAAAGACAGCAGCCUGGAAAGUUCUCCUUCAAGCUUUACAACAAGUCGAGGGCGUCGAAGGCGUCUGCCAUGUUAUUGACUCGAAGGUCAUGUCUAAGGAGGCUUUGUACGGCAACCUCGACUCUACCACCCGAGAGUGGACUGAUGGUCUGUUUACAAGCAUUCUUCGCAAGAUCGUCGACAACCUGAGAGGCGAAGAAACAAAGCGCCAUUGGAUCGUCUUCGAUGGAGACGUCGAUCCAGAGUGGGUUGAAAAUCUCAACAGUGUUCUUGAUGACAACAAGCUCUUGACUUUGCCGAAUGGAGAACGUCUCAACCUCCCAUCAAACGUACGAAUCAUGUUCGAGGUUGAGACCCUCAAGUAUGCUACACUGGCAACAGUCAGUCGUUGCGGUAUGGUUUGGUUCAGUGAGGAUACUGUCACACCAACGAUGAUGGUAGACAACUAUCUCGGAAAGCUUCGCAAGGUGGCAUUGGAGGAUCUCGACGAAGACUCCGUUGCUACAGGCCAAACCACAGCCAAGGCAUUGGCCAUCCAAGAGGAAGUCUCGGAUUUGUUACAAUCCUAUCUUAAGACAGAAGACUUCCUCCUCACUGCACUGGAGCAUGCGGAAAAUUUCAAACACAUUAUGGAGUUCACGGUUGCCCGCGUCCUGAACACCUUAUUCUCUCUCCUCAACAAGACAGUUCGGGAUAUUGUGGAAUACAAUGCUCAGCAUGUUGAUUUCCCCUUGGAUUCCGAUCAGGUCGAAUCGUUUGUGUCGAAGAAGCUACUUCUUUCACUCGUAUGGUCCUUGACGGGUGAUUGUCCACUUGGUGACCGAAAGGUGUUCGGUGAUUAUGUCGCGACUCUGUCUACCUUUGGCUCGCCACUUCUCGAGGGCAACUCGUCUUUGAUCGAUUUCGACGUCACGUUGCCUCAAGCACAGUGGGUUUCGUGGCAAAACCAGGUGCCAACGAUCGAGGUCAAUACACACUCGAUUACCCAGACUGAUGUUGUCAUUCCAACCUUGGAUACUGUGCGCCACGAGGAUGUCCUUUACUCAUGGCUCGCCGAACAUAAGCCGCUACUGCUAUGUGGGCCGCCUGGUUCCGGAAAGACGAUGACAUUAUUCAGCGCUCUUCGCAAGCUACCCAACAUGGAGGUCGUUGGACUGAAUUUCUCGAGUGCGACCACGCCAGACCUGUUGAUUAAGACCUUUGAGCAGUACUGCGAGUACAAAAAGACAUUGAACGGCGUUAUUUUGUCCCCAACCCAAAUCGGCAGAUGGCUUGUACUGUUCUGCGACGAGAUCAACUUGCCGUCGCCUGACAAGUACGGAACACAGCGUGCCAUCUCCUUCCUGAGACAGCUUGUCGAGCAGAACGGUUUCUGGCGAACAUCCGAUAAGACAUGGGUUACACUCGAUAGGAUCCAAUUUGUGGGUGCCUGUAACCCUCCUACGGAUGCUGGCCGUACCCCAAUGGGCGCCAGAUUCCUGAGACAUGCUCCAUUGAUCAUGGUUGAUUAUCCCGGCCAACAAUCACUCAAGCAGAUUUACGGCACCUUCACCAGUGCUGUGCUGAAGAUUGUUCCGUCUCUAAGGGGUUACUCCGAGGCACUUACCAAUGCCAUGGUUCAAUUUUAUAUCGAAUCCCAGGAGCGCUUCACGCCAAAGAUCCAGCCUCACUACGUAUACAGUCCUCGUGAACUCACAAGAUGGGUGCGAGGUAUUUACGAAGCUAUUAGACCACUUGAUACUCUUUCUGUGGAAGGGCUAGUACGUAUCUGGGCGCAUGAGGCACUUCGACUCUUCCAGGAUCGUCUCGUCUCCGAAGAUGAACGAAAAUGGACUGACGAUGCUGUCCGCCGAAACGCGCUUGAGUUUUUCCCAAUGAUGGACGAAACCAAAGCUCUCGCUGGACCGAUCCUGUAUUCCAACUGGCUCUCAAAGAACUACGUUCCUGUCGAUAGAGAACAACUGCGCGAGUUCGUAAAGGCUAGGCUAAAGACUUUCUGUGAGGAGGAAGUUGAUGUACCUCUGAUUCUUUUCAAUGACGUCCUCGAGCACGUUCUACGCAUUGAUCGAGUAUUCAGACAACCGCAAGGCCAUCUUAUUUUGAUUGGUGUCAGUGGCAGUGGCAAGACGACAUUGUCCAGAUUUGUUGCCUGGAUGAAUGGCCUGAGGGUUUUCCAAAUCAAGGUCCACGGCAAGUACUCAGCUGAGGACUUUGACGACGACCUGCGCGAUGUUCUUCGUCGCAGUGGAUGUAAGGGCGAGAAGAUUUGCUUCAUUAUGGAUGAAGCUAACGUCCUUGAUUCCGGAUUCCUUGAGCGAAUGAACACAUUGCUUGCCAAUGCCGAGGUUCCUGGUUUGUUUGAAGGCGAUGAGUUAGCAUCCCUGAUGACUGCCUGCAAGGAAGGUGCUCAACGCCAAGGUCUCUUACUCGACUCCCAGGAGGAACUCUACAAGUGGUUCACGCAACAGAUCAUCAAGAACCUUCAUGUUGUGUUCACGAUGAACCCGCCUGAAGACGGCCUUUCGUCCAAGGCAGCGACUAGUCCUGCUCUUUUUAAUCGUUGUGUCCUGAACUGGUUUGGCGACUGGUCUGAUCAAGCAUUGUUCCAAGUUGGAUCCGAGUUAACCCAUUCUGUCGACCUGGACCGUCCGAACUACACCCCGUCCGACAGUAUCCCAGUCGCAUAUCGCGAGCUCUCCUUACCUGCCAGCCACCGGGAUGCAGUUGUCAACGCAAUGGUCUAUAUCCACUACUCCCUGCAGCGCUUCAACCUCAAGUUGCUCAAGCAACAGAGCAGAGUCACUUUCCUCACUCCCAGGCACUUCUUGGACUUCGUUGCUCAGUACGUCAAGCUUUACAAUGAAAAGCGCGAAGACUUGGAGGAUCAGCAGCGUCAUUUGAACGUUGGCCUGGAGAAAUUGAGAGAUACCGUGGAUAAAGUUCGCGAUCUUCGCAUCAGCCUGGCCGAGAAAACUGGCCAACUUGAGCGUAAGGACGCAGAGGCAAACGAGAAGCUCCAACGUAUGAUUGCCGAUCAACGAUUGGCGGAACAGCGCAAGACCACAUCUCUAGAGAUCCAAUCUGCGCUUGAGAAGCAGGAAGUGGCAGUGGCUGAACGCCGAGAGCUUGUCCUGAACGACCUGGCGAAUGCUGAGCCUGCCGUUAUCGAGGCACAAAAGAGUGUCAGCAAUAUCAAGAAGCAGCACCUAACAGAAGUACGUUCCAUGUCCAACCCACCAAGGGGUGUUAAACUUGCUUUGGACUCUGUUUGUACUCUGCUUGGCCACCGCAUCGACAGCUGGAAGACAGUUCAGGGUAUCAUUCGACGUGAUGAUUUCAUUGCAAGUAUCGUCAAUUAUGACAAUGAGAAGCAGAUGACGAAGAACCUUCGAGUCAAGAUGCGAAACGAUUUCCUUUCCAAAGAAGACUUCACCUACGAAAAGGUCAGCCACGCCAGUAAAGCAUGUGGACCUCUCGUCCAGUGGGUUGAGGCUCAAGUCAACUAUUCCGAGAUUCUGGAUCGUGUUGGGCCGUUGAGGGAAGAGGUGGGCCUGCUGGAAGAGAAGGCUCUCGAGACCAAGGCGGAGGCACAGGCCGUUGAAAAUACCAUCACUGCACUGGAGCAAAGUAUUGCACGCUACAAGACGGAAUAUGCAGCCCUUAUUAGUGAGACACAGGCAAUCAAGUCGGAGAUGUCACGAGUUCAAUUUAAGGUCGACCGCAGUGUUCGUCUUCUUGACAGCUUAUCGUCGGAGAGAACUAGAUGGGAGGAUGCAAGCAAAUCAUUCGAAACCCAGAUCAGCACCUUGGUCGGAGAUGUUCUAGUUGCAGCUGCCUUCCUGGCAUACAGUGGACUUUACGACCAGCAAUUCCGCAAAAAUAUGAUGGAUGAUUGGCUCAGCCAACUCCAGAUGUCUGGCAUCGAUUUCAAGCAGCACAACCCGAUCACCGAAUACCUGUCAUCGGCUGAUGAGAGACUAAGCUGGCAAGAAAAUUCUCUGCCAGUCGAUGAUCUCUGCACUGAAAAUGCUAUUAUCUUGAAGCGCUUCAAUCGUUAUCCUCUGAUCAUCGAUCCUUCCGGACGUGUCACAGAGUUCCUUCAGAAGGAAUGCAAGGAUCGGAGAUUGACUGUUACCAGUUUCCUGGAUGAUUCGUUCACCAAACAGCUUGAGAGUUCACUCCGUUUCGGUAACCCCAUCUUGAUUCAAGAUGCCGAGCAUUUGGAUCCAAUCCUUAACCACGUCCUCAACAAGGAAUACCAAAAGACUGGUGGACGUGUCCUCAUCCAGCUCGGUAAACAAGAGAUCGAUUUCUCCCCAGCCUUCAAGAUCUACCUCUCGACCAGAGAUCCAUCUGCUACGUUUGCACCAGACAUAUGCAGUCGCACAACUUUCGUCAAUUUCACCGUCACCCAGAGCAGUCUCCAAACGCAAUCAUUGAACGAAGUCCUGAAAUCUGAGCGACCUGACGUGGAUGAGCGAAGAUCCAACCUGAUCAAAUUACAGGGAGAAUUCAAGGUCCAUCUUCGCCAAUUGGAGAAGCGUCUUUUGCAAGCUUUGAACGAGUCCCGUGGCAAUAUCUUGGAUGAUGACAACGUCAUUGAGACUCUCGAGACGUUGAAGAAGGAGGCCGCUGAAAUCUCAAAGAAGAUGAGCAACACCGAAGGGGUGAUGGCAGAAGUGGACGCAAUCACACUUCAGUACAAUAUCAUUGCUCGUUCUUGCAGCGCUGUGUUUGCUGUUCUCGAACAGCUCCAUUACCUUAACCACUUCUACCAGUUUUCGUUGCAAUAUUUCCUGGAUAUUUUCAACAGCGUGCUUCACGACAACCCAAGGUUGGCCACCGAGACAGAUCACAAUGUUCGACGGGAUAUUAUCAUAGAAGACCUUUUCGUGAAAACGUACCAGCGAACUUCGCUCGGAUUGUUACAGAAGGACCGCAUAACCUUCGCAAUGUUGCUUGCGCAGGUUUCGCCGUUUAAGAUGGAAAAGAGCCUCAUUGACUUAAUCCUGGAUGAUGGCAUUGAUGGUACCGAUCUAUCCACCGAGACGGACCGCAAGGAAGAAAUGUUUGCACGAGCAGCGCGUGUUUCUGCUCUAAAGGGUAAGCUGGACAACAUACCUCCUGUAGAUUUGGACCGUUUCCUGUGCGAAGAAAUGGGAGAGAAUUUUAUCCCCAAGAUCUGGGACGACAAUACCAGCGAGAUAGACAAGGAGCUGCUAUCAUUACUUGUCGUUAAGAUCUUCCGCCUCGACCGAUUUGUUCCUUCCGCAGAGCGUUUCGUUACCGCGGUGUUCGGCUCGAGAAUCUUCGACAUGACAGAAGACCUAAGCCAGACUGUCGAACAGGUCUCAGCAAGCCGCCCUAUUGCGCUCUGCUCCAGCCCCGGAUUUGAUGCCAGUUACAAGGUGGACAGCCUCGUUGAAAGAGUCCAGGCUUCUUGCACGAACAUCGCCAUGGGUUCAAACGAGGGAUUGUCAACGGCAGACAAGGCAAUUAGCAACGCAGCCGCCACUGGAAACUGGGUGCUCAUCAAGAAUGUUCACUUGGCACCUACGUGGCUUCAAAGUCUUGAGAAACGUAUGGAUUCUCUCAAGCCACACCCAGACUUCAGGCUCUUCCUGUCGAUGGAAUCGAGUCCGAAAAUUCCUGUCAAUUUGCUGAGAGCUUCUCGCGUCUUGAUGUACGAGCAACCUGCUGGAGUGAGAGCGAAUAUGAAAGAUUCUCUUUCGUCUGUUUCGACCAGGGCGAUCAAGACACCGGUUGAGCGAACCCGCCUCUACCUUCUGCUCUCUUUCCUACAUGCAGUUGUACAAGAGCGUCUGCGCUAUGCGCCAAACCUUGGAUGGAAGGGUUUCUGGGAGUUCAAUGACAGUGAUUAUGAAUGCUCUGCUUAUGUGAUCGACACCUGGGUCGAGUCCGUUUCCGCCGGCCGGUCAAACGUUGCACCCCAGAAUCUCCCAUGGGAUAUGCUACGAACUUUGAUUACUGAAACUUAUGGAGGGAAGAUUGACGACGAGGGAGACUUCGCACGCCUUACCGAGCUAGUUGAAUCCAUCAUGACUCCCGCGGCAUAUGAGAUCGGACACAAGCUUGUGGAAAGCACACCAGGGCUCACCGUAGUCACCGAUGGAAGUGAUGGAAGCCUGGUUGUCCCCAGCGGAACCGGGUUGAAAGAAUAUAUGGAGUGGGUGAACAAGUUGCCCGAGAGAGAGCCGCCGACUUACCUCGGCCUGCCGGCGAACGCAGAGAAGCUGCUCCUUGUGGGCUUGGGAAGGAGCAUGAUUGGAAAUCUCGGGAAGAUCACCGAGAUUCUUGAUGAGGGGGAGCAGUUGAUGGCUGAGGCGGCCGUAGCGGCCUGAGGAAGAAGAGCGGGACGAGGCUCAUGUGUUGAAGAUUUCGUUCGUAUGAUUUUGGAUCAGUUGUAUAUUUAGCUUAUUUCAGCGCGCGUCGUCUUGCUUUGCAAGGAUAGGGCUAGAUUGUACGGGUACGGGAAGCGGUGGUCUGUCUGUCUUAUACCCCCUUUUCUUAUGUAUAUGUUUUCUUACAUGGAGAUACAGUAAAACCUCCAAAUAAAGACCCU